Molecule: messenger RNA, 1716 nt
Organism: Fragaria vesca subsp. vesca
Lineage: Eukaryota; Viridiplantae; Streptophyta; Magnoliopsida; Rosales; Rosaceae
Exons: 3
Coding region: 136-1476 (446 amino acids)
Source: RefSeq, a predicted model, not a curated record
AUAGCAAAACGGUGAUGUAGGCUUCAAGAAAGGAGGGUCUUCGUCUCUGUCUGUAUCUCUGUCUUUGGAUCUUGGAAAACGUAUGCAAACUCCAGAAGAGAAAACCCAUCUCUUCUUAGAAGAUAGAUAAGGGUAAUGGCAGCAGCUGAAGCACGGAGAGCAUGGCAGCAUAGAGCGAAUUGUUGUUUUUCCCAAGAUGAUGGGAGGAGUGCUCAAAGAUUUUCACGUCACCCGUCAUCAUCUUCCUCAAAAGAAUCUGAUAGUGCUCAUGAGAAUGCUUCAUAUGGGAUUGAUCACCUUAUCCCAGAACGCACGCCUUAUAACUCAACUCCGGAGCUAACACCCAGCACUAGAUGGUGGUUAAACCUGGAACCAAACUUUGGGCCUCAAAAGGAAUUUAUUGAUGAUCAGCGAAAAAGCCUGGACGCUGAAGUGUUAAAUUCUGGAUAUAUCAAUAAAACUGCCAUCAUAAAUGAUUAUUAUCAGUGCAAGGAGGUAUUUAGUACUCAAAGUGAUAGUGAAAAGAGUGUCAACUGUUUUUUGGAGAAACCAUGUACUGUUUCAGUCACUUCUCCAAAAGGUGACCAAAGUAAGAGAAUACAAGAACUCAAGGCUGGAACUGGUAAUGGUCCACAGUUGCCUAAGAAAAGGGACACAGGAGAGUUUUGGUGCUGCGAUGAUGACUUCAUGAACUUGGAUUCUUUCAACAGCUUGGAUUCUGAACAAAGCAAGAAGCUGUCUCCUGAUUUGGAUACCCAAUGGGUGGGAAGUGAGAAGUCUGAACCAUGGUGGCGCUCUGCUGGUAAAGAUGAGUUGGCUUCCUUGGUUGCUCAGAAGUCACUUGAAAAUGUUGAGAAUUGUGAUCUUCCACGGCCCCAGAUUAGGAUGGGCGCUCUCGCUUCUACAAAGUUUCCUGACCCUAAUUUAUCCUUAGAUCAGAUGACUGAACUGGGUUUAUCCAAUGUCACCACUUAUACUCAGGGAAGCUUAACUUCAGGUCACUCAGCAUAUGAUCCAGAUAGUUCACUAAGCCACAACAAUGAUUAUGCUGCAACCAACCAAGAUGAGCCAGAAGAUGAGCGGAGCAAAGCUCAGCUGCUGGAAGCGUUGUGUCAUUCUCAGACACGAGCUAGGAAAGCUGAGAAUGCUGCACAGCAGGCCUAUACAGAGAAGGAGCACAUCAUCAGUCUCUUUUUCAAACAGGCAUCACAGCUGUUUGCCUACAAGCAGUGGCUCCAUCUGCUCCAAAUUGAGAACUUUUGCCUGCAGCUGAACAAAAAAGAUGGCUUACCAUGGUCCCCAUACAAGGGCAGACCCUUAAAAAAGAAGGGUCAGCGCAGGGCGGGAAGGAGGAGCGGCGGCAGGAUAAGGUAUGAGAUCAGCAAGGGUGCUGUUGCUUUUGCUCUAGGAUUAGGUCUUGCUGGUGCGGGCUUGCUCCUCGGAUGGACUAUGGGGUGGUUGUUUCCAGCUUUUUAGACUACUCUUCAUCCUGACCAUUACCUUGUUUAGUAUGGCUCUUGAGUGGUAAUUACUAUUCCCUGAUUAUGUAGGGUUUCAAUAUCAGAUUAGUUCCUCUUUCAUCACCUCUUAAGUAAGAAUUUCAGUUGUUUAGGUUUGUUGAUUGUGUAUAUAACUAUAUACAAAAACAGGUAUUUAUGGUCAUUUUGUAAAAAGUAUGUAAUUAAUUUUAUGUAUUUUUAGUCGAUCUUUCUUCCC